AUGGCUGCGUGGGUGCCUGAACUGUCCCUGGCAGGGGCCUCAACUAGAUCCUCGGACUUCCCCCUUGGGGGCCCAGAAAAGAUUCUGAAGCUACCCACAAGCCCAUGGCCAUUGGAGCACAUCACCGUGCAGCCUGGGGGAUCUGUCCAGCAGGUGGUCCUGAAGAAGAUCCAGGAGCUCUCUGGCACAGACAACCAAGACCCCUUCAUGGUGGCCCACCUGGACAUGCUGGUCAGCCGCCACGAGACCUUCUGCCGGGCGCUGCCCCAAGUCCAGCCCUUCUAUGCUGUGAAAUGCAAUAGCAGCCCCUGGGUGUUGCGAGUCCUGGCCACCCUGGGCGCAGGCUUCGACUGUGCCAGCCAGUGGGAGCUGGAGCAGGUGUUGGGCCUGGGUGUGGCCCCCUCUCGCAUCAUCUUCGCCAACCCCUACAAGGCCGCUUCCCAUAUCCGGUAUGCUGCCCGCCAUGGGGUGCAGCUCCUGACCUUUGACUGCGAGGAGGAGCUGACCAAGGUGGCUCAGCACCACCUAGGGGCCAGGCUGCUUCUCCGGAUCCAGACUCAGCACAGCCAGAGCACCUUCCCCCUCAGUGGCAAGUUUGGGGCCAGCCUGGAGGAAUGUGGACACCUGCUCACAUCUGCCAGAGGGCUUGGGCUGGCUGUGGUUGGAGCCACCUUUCAUGUGGGCUCCGACUGUCACACACCCCAGAGCUUCGCCCAGGCCAUUGCGGACUGCCGGCUGGUGUUUGAGAUGGGCCGUGAAGCUGGCCAUGACAUGAACCUCUUGGAUCUGGGAGGGGGAUUUCCUGGAGCAGAGGGCUCCGAAGCCAGGUUUGAGGAGAUGGCAAGAGUGAUCAGAGCUGCCCUGGCCCAGACCUUCCCAAAGGAGACUGGCGUGAAAGUCAUGGCAGAGCCCGGCCGCUUCUACGCGGAGCCCAUCUGCACCACGGCCGUGAACAUCAUCGCUAAGAAGGCCGUGCGCAUGCCCGGAGGCCUCCGGAAGCUGAUCUACUACCUCAAUGAUGGCCACUAUGGCGUCUUCCGAAUCUUCCUCCGGGAGGCUGUCCCCAAGAUACCCAUCGUGGCAAAGGAGUUCCUUUGCAAGCCCCCCCUCUUCCCCUGCACCCUCUACGGACCCACAUGCGAUGCCUUUGACAGGCUCUUCCUGGACGAUGUGCAGCUUCCUGAGCUGGACGUAGGCGACUGGCUCAUUUUCCCCUCCAUGGGCGCCUACACCAGCUCCAUGAGCUCCACCUUCAAUGGCUUCCAACCUGCUGCCACCUGCUAUGCCAUGAGCCCCCAGCUCAGGAGCUUACUGGAGACAGCAUCUUCGGCAGGACCAGCCCUCAAGUCCUCCCACUUCCUUGGUCAGCAUCAUGGUUGCCACCCAGGCAAGGCCGAGGAACCUUCCAGCAUCCUUAGACUGGAAAGCAUUGUACCCCAGGAAUAA
This is a messenger RNA of Dipodomys ordii (Ord's kangaroo rat), 1446 nucleotides long. RefSeq names its product antizyme inhibitor 2-like. The record is from RefSeq and is a predicted model, not a curated record. NCBI's taxonomy places the organism in Eukaryota, Metazoa, Chordata, Mammalia, Rodentia, Heteromyidae. The transcript is spliced from 11 exons. Bases 1 to 1446 code for a protein of 481 amino acids. Gene Ontology annotation, cellular component: cytoplasm. Gene Ontology annotation, molecular function: ornithine decarboxylase activity.